This is a messenger RNA of Musa acuminata subsp. malaccensis (wild Malaysian banana), 1295 nucleotides long. Its product is annotated as mitochondrial arginine transporter BAC1. The record is from RefSeq and is a predicted model, not a curated record. Lineage: Eukaryota; Viridiplantae; Streptophyta; Magnoliopsida; Zingiberales; Musaceae. Gene Ontology annotation, molecular function: L-ornithine transmembrane transporter activity. Gene Ontology annotation, biological process: mitochondrial L-ornithine transmembrane transport.
AACGAUCUCGCUGCGGACGGCGCGGCGGUGCGCCGCGCCGCCGACGUCCUCCAAAAAUUUCAUUAAUUCUUCUUUAUUUUAUAUAUGGCAACUGCUCAUGAAUCGACCAUUUUGCCGGCCCUUCAAGAAAGAAAGAGAGUAGGGAACGGGGCGAUGAGCCCGGCGGUCGAGGCUGCCAAGGAAUACGCGGCCGGCUUCGCCGCUGGUGUCGCCACCGUCAUCACCGGUCAUCCCUUCGACACCGUCAAGGUCAAGUUGCAAGCUCACAAUACAAAAACACAAGUGAAGGAAUACAAGAAUGCUUUACACUGCACUAGUCGGAUCUUGAUCACUGAAGGAGUAAGAGGAUUAUAUAAAGGUGCGUCAUCCUCGUUCAUUGGGAUGGCAUGUGAGAGUUCCCUUCUCUUUGGCAUUUAUUCCCAGACAAAGCAAAAAUUUCAGGGGGAAAUUCAGAACAACAGACCACAGCUCCAGGUAAUUAUUCCUUCAGCAGCAUUUGCUGGAGCAUUGAUCAGCUUUAUACUAUGUCCAACCGAGCUAGUAAAGUGUAGGAUGCAAGUUCAAGGGAAGGAUGCAGCAAUGUUUGUUAGAUACAAUGGUCCACUAGAAUGUGCUCUUAAAACUAUCCAGCAGGAAGGGGUCAAAGGCAUUUUUCGUGGUGGCUUAUCAACCUUUUUAAGAGAAUCAAUUGGCAAUGCAGUCUUCUUUAGCACUUAUGAGCUAAGUCGUCACCACUUGCAUAAGCAAUUGAGUUUUUCACCAUCUGCCUCAAGCCACCAUUCAAAGGUUUUAGUCGACACAGGGAUUGGCAUUGUUACUGGCGGACUUGCUGGAACUGCUUUCUGGUUAGCUGUUCUUCCACUGGAUGUUGCGAAAACUGUGAUUCAGACUUCUCCUGAUCCAAAUUAUAGUCGAAAUCCUCUCCAAACACUUUACGCGAUUUACAAGAGAGUGGGCUUGAGUGGAUGCUAUGCUGGUCUUGGGCCAACAUUAGCAAGGGCAUUUCCAGCUAAUGCGGUCGCCAUCGUGACCUGGGAGCUUACAGCUAAGUUUUUAGGGAUUAGGCGAGACUGAUACGAUGGUCUGCUUCCUCGCUGGUUUUGGACCGCAUGAGUUUUGCCUCAUCAACGUCUAGUACAUUUGAUCGGCUAAUAAUUUUUUUUAUUCUCCUUAUGCCACGUCAAGAAUUUUGCAGGCUCCAUGAUUUUUUUAGUUCUUACCUGGCCUUGUCGCUUUAUCUACUGACAACAAUGUAGCAGCUUCGAUACAUACAGGUCAGAUCCAUCUUCCCAAUA